AUGCGGGAAAACGAGCAGACGAAGCUAUCUGAUGUUGAAUGGCUACCGUCGCCCAUGGCCUUUAGAGAAAUGAUGUCUACACUCGACCUCAUAAAGAAGGUCAUUCCACACGUCUUCAUCGUUGAACCAAAUUGCCAGAAUUGUAAAAUAUUAACACGUUUAAUAAAGCAUGGAUACGCAGAAAGAGCCCGUGAGCUUUCUAUAGUAAAUGAUGCAUAUUUCCUUGGAGUUAAGAGCUACGCAGGCUUUAUUACGGUCAAGCCACAACAUAAUUCCAACCUUUUCUUCUGGUUCUUCCCAAAAGCUAGCCUGCCAACCGAAUCUGUUCCUUGGAUUAUUUGGCUUCAAGGUGGUCCAGGGUUCUCUUCAAUGAAAGGUUUAUUCGAUCUUAUUGGGCCGUUUCAGAUCGUAGACGGUAGAGUCACACCUAGAAACGUAACAUGGGCAAAAGAUUAUUCGUUACUGUUCUUGGACAACCCAGUGGGGGCAGGAUUCAGUUUUACUGAUGAUGAUCGUGGUUAUACUAAUAAUGAGGAUGAUGUUGGCAAGCAAAUGUACGAGUUUUUGCAGCAAUUCCUGCAAAUGUUCCCAGAGUUGCGACAAACACCAUUAUUCAUAGCUGGCGAAUCCUAUGCCGGAAAAUACGUUCCAGCAUUAGGCAUACAAAUUCAUCGACAAAGGAAUAUCGAUCCUAUUAACUUAAAGGGCAUAAUAAUCGGUAACGGUUUGAUCGAUCCGCGAUCUAUGAUGCAUUAUAGCGAUCUUUGCAGAGCUUUAGGGAUUAUAAGCGAUGAGAAGAUUCAUAUGAUACAGCAAAUGGAAAAGGAUAUCGUUUAUUUGAUCGACACGAAAGAUAUGAUCAACGCUGCAAAUCUAUUUAACGCUACGAUAGAAAUGAUAAAAAAAGAAAGCGGAGUCAGCGUGUAUAAUAUUGAGAAAAACCCAGAUAAUUCUGCGCCAUAUUUCGAAAGAUUUCUAUCCAAUCCCAAAGUAAGGGAGUUGAUCCAUGUUGGCAAUGCGAGUUUCAAUUUUAACAAUCAAGUGGUCUAUGAGAAAAUGUUGCCAGAUAUUAUGAACUCAACAAAACCUUGGCUUGAGGAGUUGUUGGAGUAUUAUGCGGUUUUAUGCUAUAAUGGUCAACUGGAUGUGAUCCUUGCCUACAGUUUAUCGAAGCACACUUACUCCUUAUUAGAUUGGUCGCGUCGCUUAGAGUAUGACAGAGCACCGCGGCGUCAAAUACGCAAGACAAUUAAUGACGCUGUUAUUGGGUAUAAGAAAAGCGGCGGUAACUUCGUCGAGGUGCUGAUUCGUAACGCAGGACAUGCUACAAUGGUCGAACAACCGGAGGCUACGAAGUUCAUAAUCAAUAAUUUUAUUGACGAAUUCAAAUAAUCAAGGUCCAUUCUAAUUUGCAACUCAAUUUUUUGUCGAAUUACAAUUAUUUACGCUCUAAGAAAAUUGAUAGCAUUUCUCUCGUCAUAUCAAUUUAGAAAUUCUGUAAAAAAAAAUUUCGCUCUUAAAAUAAUGAAAAAAUAUUUAAUAAGGGGCAUAUCAACCUAUUAGCUUUAACAUGCUAUAACAAAAUAGCGAGUCAUAGCUGUCACUUAACUUAGCCACGCCCCUUUUGAGCAAUUCAGUAAUAUUCAAUUAGAACCCCGUGUUCAAAUUGACAAAUUGAAGUACGUCAUUCAAACCGGACUAUAACAAACUUUUUGGAUUAUUUCGAAAUAAACUUUCAUAAAUAAAUCAGAUUUAUUUCAAGUUUCAAUCUAUGAAUAGUAAAACAUUGCCGAAAUAAAAGACGUAUUUGAUUUUUUUAUAAUUUUUUUGUAUAAUAAAUGUAAAAAAUUAAACAACUUUUCAUACAAUAUUUUAAGAAUAACGUUCUGUUAUCAUAUAAAUAAAAUAAUAACUAUAGCGAUAUAGAAAAUCACGAAUUUUUCUUGCA
This is a messenger RNA of Melitaea cinxia (Glanville fritillary), 1948 nucleotides long. Its product is annotated as probable serine carboxypeptidase CPVL. Gene Ontology annotation, biological process: proteolysis. NCBI's taxonomy places the organism in Eukaryota, Metazoa, Arthropoda, Insecta, Lepidoptera, Nymphalidae. Gene Ontology annotation, molecular function: serine-type carboxypeptidase activity. The record is from RefSeq and is a predicted model, not a curated record. Bases 1 to 1392 code for a protein of 463 amino acids. The transcript is spliced from 8 exons.